GCAACUACUCUUUAGCCAAAUAAUAGCGUUAGUCCUUUGAAAAAUUUCAAAUCGAACAAGGAAAAUCAUCAGAACUAUCCUCUCAACAAAAAUGCUCAAAAUACCACAAAAGGGGGGAGAGAUCAGCAAAUACUGCUCAAGACACAAAUAGAUAAGUACUUUUAUUCUGAUCCUCGAGGUCCAUUUCAAUGGCCUCAAAACACAAUGUCCACUCCUUGAAGGCGUGUGAAACCAUCUUUCUGCCAUAACAGAUUGCAAAGCAUUCUGGGAGAUACAAAUAUACAUCAACUUGUGCUCGCAUUACCACAGCGACAGGGGAUUAGAGAUGGGGGUAUAUACAGCGACAGGGGAUAAUAGAAAGCAUUUGAUGCUUUCUAUUAAACGCGUUAGAAAUAUAUUAACUGCGACCACAAGGCGGCAAAAGGUAACUAGUGAGCACAGAGAGGAAACAACAUGUCUGAUAAAUUUGAUAAUUCUCUUUAAAGGCUGACAAUGGUUUCUCGAGUGUCUCUUAACACACUUCGGGUAGCGCUAUGUUCGUUUACGUUUAUUGUAUCAGUAGUUUGGCUGACGAUGUUGACAGGUGACCCUUGCACGUGGAAGAUAGCGAGUCCGUCCACUUGUGUAGAGAAAGAACAACAAUCCUCUGCCAUGGACCCUGCUGUGUUACAAGGACUUAAUCACCACAUCUGGGUGAAUAUCUGCGCCUCCAGCAUCGCCCUUAUCUGCGAGACGCCCUUGUUCCCAAAUGUACCGUCGUACCGCAGGUUUAUCAGUACAACUGAAUACUUCUGGCCAGACAAGAAAGACUUCGCGCAACGAGUCUUUGGUUAUUUGCAGCCGGAUGAAUCGGGGUUUUAUGCAUUUGCUAUUUCAUCCGACGAUUCGUCAGAGCUUUGGUUGAGUAAAGACCAGCAUAUACGAAAUUCAGCGCUAGUAGCGCACGUGGGCAAUAAGAGAGAAACGGAGUGGACGGAAUUUAGAGACUUCGUAAAAUUCAAAAGUCAAAUUUCACGAAAGGUUUUCCUUGAAAAAGGAGAGCUCUAUUUUAUAGAUAUCGUACAUGUUCAGCUUGGCGAGGGAAACCAUGUGAGCGUACUAUGGAAAAAGCCGGAGGAAAAGAAUUUUACGUCUAUCUCAACUAAACAUCUUCUACCCUUCUUUACAAACGAUGAAAAUAUGGAUGGGAAAUUCGACUGGAGGGUCCCACAAACUAACGCAUGUAAAAACCUUGACAACCCGUAUAACGGAUUUCUAAACGCCACAAACAACAAAAUCUCUGAUUGGCAAUCGUUCUCAAAGGUGCUACCACAUUGUGAUGAUUACGUUGCGACACCAAAAGUGCGGAUCAAGCAAACAGGUGACGCGCUUACUGAACACUACCGUGAGACUUACAUGUAUCCGUACAUCAUGCGUAUGCACAGAAUGUUCUUUGUUGAUAACUUUUGGAGGACGCGAGAGCUGAGCAGAGAGGACGCGACGGAAGUGGUUACCGUGUAUAUGGAAAAACUCUACCAGACGUUUGGAAGCAAAUACAAGCUAAUCACUAUUGAAAAUGUCGAAAAGAAAAUCUUUGAGAACGGAACACGCUAUCUCCUGGAACUAACAUUAAACGACACUGUAGCUAAUAGUGAAGUACAUCUCUCGAACUACGUCUACCAGCCAACAAACUCUAGCGAACUCUGCAGUCCAGAGUCCAGUCAAUGGGACAGAAAGGCGAUAGUGACCGUAAAGAACCAAGGCCCCUGGGUACAUUUGUUCCUCGAAAACAUCGCACGACUCGUACACGAGUCGAGAGAUAGAGGAAUACGGGUUGUAAUCUUUGAUUACGAAAGCCACGAUCUAGAUUUGGAGGACGCGGUCAAAACAAGUGGAAUCGCUGAGAUUGUUAAGACGGUUUCUAAACCGGGCAAAUACUCAAGACGAGAGGCGUUCAACGUCGCUAUUAAUCUCGUGACUGACCCAAACAGCAUCGUGCUUCUGACAGAUCUACACCUUGAAAUGACAAGUCUACUAUUAAAAGACAUUAGAAAGCACUGCAUCCAGGGCCAGCAAGUCUACACCCCUGUGAUCAUUCGACAGGGCAAGUGCUCUUCCCCCAGGGUACCCAUGUGGGGGUACAUUGGAUAUUGGGAGACCCUGGGGUUUGGGAUUGUAGCCAUGUAUAAGUCGGACUGGGACAGAACCGGAGGAUUCAAGUUUGAUGACAGCAACAAGCAUAAGUGGGGAGGGGAGGACUAUGAAUUGGUGGAUAGUGUUGUUGAAGCCGGACUAGGGUUUGAACGGGUUGGCUGUCCUUAUAUUUAUCACUAUAUGCAUAUUCGUGAAGGAAUGUGGGAAUAAAACGAACGUGCUUCAAGAA
Messenger RNA from Nematostella vectensis (starlet sea anemone), 2362 nucleotides. Its product is annotated as beta-1,4-N-acetylgalactosaminyltransferase 3. The coding region runs from base 493 to 2343 and encodes 616 amino acids. The transcript is spliced from 4 exons. Gene Ontology annotation, molecular function: acetylgalactosaminyltransferase activity. NCBI's taxonomy places the organism in Eukaryota, Metazoa, Cnidaria, Anthozoa, Actiniaria, Edwardsiidae. Gene Ontology annotation, cellular component: Golgi cisterna membrane. The record is from RefSeq and is a predicted model, not a curated record.